AUGGCAACGACCCAGCAGGAAAAGGAAUCUGAAUUUGGAGAAAAACUUUGCACUACACAGGGAAAAUUUAGAGGAAGAGAUGGAAAUAUAAACUCGUCGAGGAAUCAGCAGAAAAGAACAGCAAAAAUGGAGAAAAAUGGGAAAAAGGAAAUAUACAAGAUUGAGACAUGGAAUGUGAGGGGAAUUUCGGGGAAGGAGAUGGAGCUUUGCGGUGAAUUCGAGAAUUCUAUGUUGGAUAUGUUGGUGAUAACUGAAACUAAAAAGAAGGGAAAUGGAAAGAUGGCAAUAGAUGAUAGGUAUACAUUGGUAUGGAGUGGUGUACAUCAGGAUGAAAGAGCUAGAAGCGGAGUAGGGUUCUUGAUGAAAAGCGAGGUGGAAGAAAAGUACCUGAAUAAAUGGGAAGCAAUUAAUGAAAGAAUAAUGGUAGUUGAAAUGAGUUAUGGGGGGUUGUUGGAGACGAUCAUAGGUGUUUAUGGACCAAAUGAAGACGAUAAAAAGGAGGAAAAGGAUCAUUUCUGGAAUGAAUUAACUUUGGUAUUGGAGGAGGCUAGAGGAACGAUCUAUAUUGCUGGUGACUUCAAUGGCAGGGUGGGAAAAAGAAGUAACCAGCAAACAAGAUGUAUCGGGGAACACGGGGAAGAUGUGUUGAAUAGUAAUGGAAAGCGAUUGUUGGAAUUUUGCGAGAUACACGGAUUCAUCAUAGGGAAUACUUUCUUCGAACAUAAGGACAUACACAAGUACACAAGGGAGGUUAAGUGA
Coccinella septempunctata (seven-spotted ladybird) is the source of this 759-nucleotide messenger RNA. Its product is annotated as craniofacial development protein 2-like. The record is from RefSeq and is a predicted model, not a curated record. Gene Ontology annotation, biological process: chromatin remodeling. Lineage: Eukaryota; Metazoa; Arthropoda; Insecta; Coleoptera; Coccinellidae. Gene Ontology annotation, cellular component: nucleus. Gene Ontology annotation, molecular function: catalytic activity. The transcript has a single exon. The coding region runs from base 1 to 759 and encodes 252 amino acids.